Messenger RNA from Zalophus californianus (California sea lion), 600 nucleotides. It is a transcript of the gene BIRC5, whose product is annotated as baculoviral IAP repeat containing 5. Lineage: Eukaryota; Metazoa; Chordata; Mammalia; Carnivora; Otariidae. The transcript has 4 exons. Bases 75 to 503 code for a protein of 142 amino acids. The record is from RefSeq and is a predicted model, not a curated record.
UCCCGACAUGCUCCGCGGCGGCAGCCAACCGCCGGAUUUGAAUCAGGUCGGCGCUCUGCGGCUGUGUCGGCGGGAUGGGCGCUUCGUCGUUGCCCCCCGCCUGGCAGCUCUACCUCAAGGACCACCGCAUCUCUACGUUCAAGAACUGGCCGUUCUUGGAGGGCUGCGCCUGCACCCCGGAGCGGAUGGCCGAGGCCGGGUUUAUCCACUGUCCCACUGAGAACGAGCCCGACUUGGCCCAGUGUUUCUUCUGCUUCAAGGAGCUGGAAGGCUGGGAGCCAGAUGAUGACCCUAUAGAGGAGCAUAAAAAGCAUUCAUCUGGUUGUGCUUUCCUUUCUGUAAAGAAGCAGUUUGAAGAAUUAACCCUCAGUGAAUUUUUGAAACUGGACAAAGAAAGAGCCAAAAACAAAAUCGCAAAGGAAACCAACAGUAAGCAGAAAGAAUUUGAAGAGGCGGCAAAGAGAGUGCGCUGUGCCAUCGAGCAGCUGACUGCGGUGGAGUGAGGCCUCUGCCGAGCGCGCCGCUCCCCGGCCUGACCCCUUCCCAGCGCCUUAGGGAAGGAGAACAUUCACGAUUUGAAAUUAGAAUAUUUAAGCUAUA